AGGAAACUUAUAUUGAGUUGUAACUAAUUCUAUUUCAAACAGGAGUAUUUUUCCAGCGAGCUGGUGGAUGGGAGUUGCCAUGGAGAUGACAGGACACGUGGGUGGAGGGGACAGAGGGAGAAGACAGGAGGAGGUUCAUGUGUGGAGUAAGGAGUCAGAGAGACAGUGUUUAUGAUGGAGAGCAGGGAGAUUGUUCUCCUCUAACUCCUGCCGUUCUCUGUAAUAUUAAGAUGACGAUGAUGAUGCGUUCAUGCGAGCUCAAACUGUCCUGGCUGUGAGUUUACUUUGCGGCUCUUUGUCUGUGUCUUUGCGGUGCGCACUGGGUCUGGAUGAUGGAGGUGCAGGUGGAGAGCUGCUGCUGCUGCUGGCUGCUCCUCCUGCUCUGCUGCAUGACUCUGCACAGCUCGGCCAUCGAGACCGUCAAUGUGGUGGACUUCUGCGGUCAGACAAUCCGAGGUGAUGGCAUGAUUGUCAACUCACACCAGGAAUCCAAGAAGUACUACUUUGUCACCAUGGCGACCGACUGCCACCUCACCAUGCAGGCCAUCUCUCCCAAAGACAAAGUCCAGUUCCACUUCCGCUUCUUCCUGGUCUACAGUUUGCUGCGAGUGGCCCCUCUUAGUCCGGCCCCUCUCUUCCCAGAGUCUCCCCGUGACUCUGUCGCCCUCAACCCGAGACUGGAGCCCACCUCUGGUGAAAGCUCGGGGGACCCGUGCCACGCUGGCUCAUAUGUUCAGUUCUAUGAUGGACGCGAUAGGAGCUCGCCUCCCCUCGGGCCUCCUCUUUGUGGGAAGAGCCCGCCUCGGCCUGUGCUGUCAACAGGAAACUACCUGACGCUGAGGCUGGUGACCAGAGGGACUCAACCCAGAGUGGACUUUGUGGGGGACUUCACCUCCUUCAGACUAGGUUUCAACCAAUCAGAGUGCAGCAGUGAGCCCUACUUCACCUGCAGGAAUGGAAAGUGUAUCCCCCUCAGCCUGGUGUGUGAUGAUAAAGGCAUUGACAACUGUGGGGAUGGAAGUGACCUGGAGGAAAACCUGACGACUGGCUGCAAAGGUCAACUUUUACCUCCUGAACCUCCACCGCCUAUGGUCACUACACCCCCAACCUUUGUGAGUCCACCCACAAUGCCACUUCCGACUCAUAUGAAUUGUGGCGUGCCAGACAGCGCUCCCAGCCAUGAGUCAGUAACAGACUCUCCUUCCUCUCUGUCCCUGUUGGUUCUCUACAUCAUCCUGGCUGUGGUGGCAGGUGGCCUGGUGCUGUGCUGGUGCUGCUGGUCACCUGGCUGGUUCCUGUGGCGCAUCAGUGUCUGUCGCUUCUUACCCUGCUGCAACUUGGCAUGCGCCUCCUGCCAGCUCUGCUCCCGUAACUGUAUCCACAGCAAGGAGCACCGACUGGCAAAGGUGACGCCACACACGCCGGGCAACGGGAUCCCGACUGGCAUGGCAGCCACUGGCAACAGUGCGGAUGAGAAUGUUACUACUGCAGCUGUUUAGAAAAGGACUGUUGAAGACUCUUAUGCUGAGCCAUGAUCAGUGUGGACAUGAAUAGCAAUCCUUUCAGUGCAGGUUGGACCGAUGUGGUCCAGUGUACCAGAGCUAAAGGCGACUGGUUAAACUGUGGUUUGUGUGCUUUAACAGUUCUGUCUUGCGAAAAAUACAUUCCCACACAACUAAUUUGCCGUCUCAGUUAUGUUUCUUGAGGAAUUUUUUUUUUUCUCUCUGGAUUAUUUGAGGUGAAAUUCUCACAUGGAGUUGGUGGUGAGAAGUCGCCCAAGCAGCCAAGCACAGUUCGAGACCAAGCGUUGGAGGAUCUGUUGCUGAUUUUUUUGCAGCGUUAUCAGGACAUACCAGUGUGUCUUUAUGGAGAGCAAGACUUCUGCCAGACCACAUACAGUAUGUGAUGGGGUUUCAUUUAGAACCCAAACAGGUGCUUUCUGUGUCUAAACCUAACCACAUACUGAAAACGGUUAUUAUCACCUUCAUUUCAGUUCUUAACAUAAUUGAGAAUGCAGUUUAGUGGUGUGGAAAUGUCACUUUUAGGGGGCAGAAGGUAGAGCAGGGUACAGUGUGACGAUGGAUUGUACGAACAUGUGAAUGUAUGUGAAAGGUAAAUAAUGAAGCGUUCUUUGACUUAAGAAACAUGCUCACUGCACACUUUUCUCACACAUACUAUAAUGGAAGCAUGCGCCGCUGUUUAGAGACUCUCAUGAACAUUUCAAAAAUGCAGCUUUGUCCAAGACCUAGACCAUUCCCUGUCUUAGAAGUAACAGUUAAGUGACACAGUGUAACUCCAGUUUACACCAAAGGUCUGACAUGGACACAUGUUGAGGACGCAGCCACAGAACUACAGAGUCAAAACACCCGCUGACAACAGCUGUUCUCCCCUGGAGAAAUUCCUUCAAGCACUCAACUCUCCUCCCAGCAGUUCAUUGUCAUACCUCAUACUGUUUAAGUCAAUGUGAGGUCUGUACAGAGGAGCACAAAUCAUUACAGCUUUAGAAAUAAAUAAGUAAGUAAUUAUGUACAAACAAUACAUAAAUGUACAGCAAAUUGAACAGAAAAUUGUGCCACAUAGUUCUGCAAAAACAUAGAUUAACAAAACUGUAAGAGUGAAAAUCAGUGGUUGGAAUGUGUACAUUUUAAAAAAUCUAAAUGAAAUCAAAAUUAAUAAUGACAAUGAGCAAUUUCAGUAAAUAUAAAGGCUAGAUGAAUAGGAAAAAUGGUUAAUUGUUGGAUGCAUACCCAGGCAAUUUAAUACUAAUAUUUGGGAUGAGGUUUUGUGUCCUAAUCCACUCCCACCAGACGAGAAUAAACAGAGAAACUCAAUUAAUUUGCAGCACAGGCAGUUGUUAAGAAAGCUGGAAUUGCCAACUUUCCACAAAAGGGCCAUGUGUGUACAGCUACUUAGUAGAAGGACCAAUAGAAGCAUUGUCUUACUGUGAAUUGCCCUUUGAUUGGUCAGAAGUCCCCACGGAUGGAUACAGACCACAGAGGACGAGCAGGAAUCUAGUUCCCUCUCAGAUCACUUGAUUCAGAUUGCAGAUUGCUCUUACCAGAGCUUGAGAGUUGAAAGCCUGACAAAAUGACAAUGACUAUGCAAUGACCCACCAACCCACUCACAAAUUGAGUAAAGUAUUAUUGAGUAUUAUCAUUCUAAAACCAUUAACAUCAAUCUGCUUGUGUGCCGUGGGGGAUGUCCUCACAGACACAACAAAAUACUACCAUACUAAGAGAAAGAGUCACACACACGGAGAGAAUCGCAUGAAGCCGCAAUCGGCAUUGUGUAAAACAAUGGUUUUAAUGCAGCAGCCAUUUGGUUUUAUCAAAAAGUUACACACUUACAGCUUUAAAUAAACCUUUGUGCUUGAGAGAGCUGAACUGCACUGGUACUGCUGCUUUCCAGGCCUCAUAGACAUUAAAAAGUAUAGAUUCUGUCCCUGUUCUGUCCAUGUGCACAGACUGAGCCUCCAUGUGUUCAUGUGUCUGCCAGGGAAACUUUCUUGGUAUCCUCUAGAUGGAGUAGCUUCAUAAACUUUCCUCGCUCAGACUCACUGAGAGUGAGUGUUGCGCAACCCCAUCUCACAGCUGGUUUGACUAUUGUCCUAAAGGCAUAAGAACAAACACAGUGUUUUCAGAACUCCAGGUUUGCGGGAAGCAGCACGCUGACACGUGUAGCCUACAUGAUUAGUCUCUCUUCUCAAUCUGGACAGGAAUGUACACGCAUCGUUACGUUCAUUAGACAACACACACACAUACUGUACAAUUCACAUCCACUGAACUCUGAGCUCCAAGAAAGACUGUCCUCACAUUUGACUUUACAAGUAUAGAUCAGAAUUGUUGAAAUGUUGUUGUAUGAAGCGCCGUGUGUUUUACAGACAGAUGACUGCGCUUUGUCAAAUGGGUCAAGAAGGCGCACGCAAAGUGAAAACAUGGCUGCCACUGAACAAAUAAAAUCUACACCAGCAUAAGUCUAAGAUAUUUUGAUAUCUGUUGCUUUACCUCGCCAUUAAGACAACCAACCGACUGCACACUCCCCUGCACUAAAACCCAUAGUGAAAACAACAGGAGUUGCUGAUCCAUUGCUUCCACCAUCAUAAAGUCAAAAUGCGUUAUUUGGUUUAUUUGGUGUGUGAAAUCCUCUGGUCCGCAUUUACCUCUUCUUCUCUGUAAGCUGCUCUCAUCAACUUUGUCUCCAGCGGCAAAAUUCAACAACGAAACUAUCAAAAAGUAAAAGUGCUGCUCGUCAGCAGCUCGUCAGCAUACUGAAGUGGAUUAUAACUGGAUAAUUGGACGAAGAACACAGACUUCACUGACAGCAGCAUCAAGGUUUGUCCAAAUUAGUUUCUGAGUGCCAUUAUUUAAAUGGCUAAUUGGUCUUAAAAGUUAACAAAAAUAUAGAGACAGUUGGGUUCUGAGUUCAAAUCCUUGUCUCUAUAUGCCUUCCUGAAGGGAAUCUCCAACACCUUUGUUGUACCUUUAAAGCAGGUUAGUUUCAUAUCUUAAUAAAGAUCUUGAAUGAACCGAUGUGCUUGAAAGGAAAGACAUUCAUCACAUUUCAUCUGAAAUUCAUGACACUUUCAUGAACAAAGCAGACACAUGGCACGUCUGCUAACUGCACCAUAAUGUAAAUAAAGAAGAACUGUGUUAAUUAAUAUUAUUAAGAACACAAAAAAGGUUUUCUUUCCCUUAAAUUAUACAGUUUGUAUGUUAUAUAAAGGUUUUCUAGUUUUUUUUAAUGUGUAGUACUUAGAGAUGGACUAACGGUGCACUUAGUGUAAGUUUUG
Molecule: messenger RNA, 4789 nt
Organism: Solea solea (common sole)
Lineage: Eukaryota; Metazoa; Chordata; Actinopteri; Pleuronectiformes; Soleidae
Gene: ldlrad2
Product: low density lipoprotein receptor class A domain containing 2
Exons: 5
Coding region: 330-1499 (389 amino acids)
Molecular function (GO): protein binding
Source: RefSeq, a predicted model, not a curated record